Messenger RNA from Anopheles nili, 1575 nucleotides. RefSeq names its product UDP-glycosyltransferase UGT5-like. Bases 1 to 1575 code for a protein of 524 amino acids. The record is from RefSeq and is a predicted model, not a curated record. NCBI's taxonomy places the organism in Eukaryota, Metazoa, Arthropoda, Insecta, Diptera, Culicidae. The transcript is spliced from 4 exons. Gene Ontology annotation, molecular function: UDP-glycosyltransferase activity.
AUGCAUCCCGACAUGAUGGAGAAAAAAACGGUGCCGUUUGUGGCGCUGUGUUUGUUGUUUGCGUUUGGAUGUACGGUCACCAGCGGGUACAGGAUAUUGGGCAUCAACACCAGCUUCAGUCGAUCCCACGUGAUCGUGCAGGAUGCACUAAUGAAAGAGCUGGCUCGCCGAGGCCACCACGUGACGAUGGUUAGUCCGUACAGCGAAUCGGAAAAGCUGCCCAACUACCGCAAGAUAACGAUCCCACUCGAUCCGUUGGAAAUAGAUCUCACCAAGACCAUCUUUGCGGAUGGCAACUCCCGUUGGACGAUGUUCCGCAUCAUGCCACAAAUGUUGAAAAACAGUGCGAUACCCAUCAAAAAGACGCUCCUAUCGCCCGAAGUGCAGAGUCUGCUGCGUGAACCGGAAGGAUUCGAUCUGCUGAUCACUGGCAUUAUGAGUGAUGCCGUGCUCGGGUUGGUCGCCACUCUGAAAUGUCCCACGAUCGUCGUCUGUCCGAAUGCCCCGGUAGCGAUGGUUAACUCAAUGGUUGGCAACCCGGCACCUUUGGCAACCACCCCCAACUUGAUGCUUGGGCUGCAAAGCCCAAUGUCCUUCGGGAAGCGAGUGGCCAACGUUGCUGGUUUCGUGUUGGAGGAGGUCUUUGCCGCCCUCUGGAAGUACUAUCAGCGUGUGACGUACGAAGAACUGUUCCCACCGGAUCAGUACCCAGCGUACGAGACAGCCCGCAGCAACGUGUCGCUUGUGUUCGUAAACCACCACUUCACGAAAGGCUCACCGAGACCGUACAUACCGGCGAUGGUCGAAGUCGGUGGGUUGCAGAUCAAGGAAAAGCCAUCCCCACUGCCUGAAGACGUGCGCGAGUGGAUCGAGGGCGCCGAACAUGGUGUGAUCCUCUUCAGUCUCGGCACCAACCUGCACGGUUCAUCGAUGCCGGUUGAAAUGCUCGGUGCGAUCCUGGAAACGUUUCGCAAGCUCAAGCAACGUGUCAUCUGGAAGUGGGACGUGCAGGAAAUGCCCAACAAGCCAGCGAACGUGAUGCUAAGGGAUUGGCUGCCUCAGGACGAUAUCCUUGCGCAUCCCAACGUGCGGUUGUUCAUCAUGCACGGUGGACUGGGAGGAAUCGCCGAGGCGCUUUACCACGGUGUACCGCUCGUUGGCAUUCCCAUGUUUGGUGAUCAACCGGUGAACCUGGCCAAGGUCGAAGAAGAGGGCUGGGCGUACGUGCUGCAGUUCUCGAAUCUCACCGAGCAGACGCUUGGCCACGCCAUCGAUACCGUGCUCCAGGAUGGCCGUUACCGCGAGAACGUACAGCGAUUGUCCACGUUGUUCCGCGAUCGACCCACGAGUGCGAUGGAAACGGCCGUCUUCUGGACGGAGUAUGUCAUCCGCCAUCGUGGAGCGCCUCAUCUACGGUACGCCGGAGUCGACAUGAGCUUCUGGCAGCUUUAUUCGCUGGAUGUGCUGGCGUUUUUGGCGGGUGUGUUCUUCGGGUUCUGUGCUCUUAUCACCUUCACUUGUCGCAGGUGCUGGCGAAGGAGAACAAAGCCUUCGAAACAAAAGAAGCAGCAGUAG